Eleginops maclovinus (Patagonian blennie) is the source of this 5293-nucleotide messenger RNA. RefSeq names its product glutamate receptor, metabotropic 1a (gene grm1a). The record is from RefSeq and is a predicted model, not a curated record. The transcript has 9 exons. Gene Ontology annotation, biological process: regulation of synaptic transmission, glutamatergic; G protein-coupled glutamate receptor signaling pathway. Bases 218 to 3724 code for a protein of 1168 amino acids. Gene Ontology annotation, cellular component: postsynaptic density membrane; plasma membrane. Gene Ontology annotation, molecular function: G protein-coupled receptor activity involved in regulation of postsynaptic membrane potential; adenylate cyclase inhibiting G protein-coupled glutamate receptor activity. NCBI's taxonomy places the organism in Eukaryota, Metazoa, Chordata, Actinopteri, Perciformes, Eleginopidae.
AGAGAGAGAGAGAGAGAGAGAGAGGGAGACAGAGGGACUCAAGUGAUACAGCCGAGGACUACGCGCUACAGAAGACGGACGAAGGCAUGUCUCCAGGAUUCAGGUGCGCGCGGAUAUGCCCCGGGUGUCGUGCUCACAAAUCAUUGUCGCUUGGAUAAACCUGGAUGUAUUGUCAGACAGCAGAUAGUAUGCCUGCACAGUUGGCACAGAUCACGCGAUGUGGCACAAUAUGGCACGCGUAAAGAUGGGUCUCUUUGCUCUACUGUGUCUCCCCACGUUUUUCUUCCGCGCCCUCGUGCUCUCCCACAGCAGCAGCAUCUAUGAGCGGUCGGCGGUCCCUCGUGCCGUGGUCCGCUCGGUGGCUCGUAUGGAUGGAGACGUGAUUAUCGGUGCGCUCUUUUCCGUCCACCACCAGCCUUCUGCGGAGAAGGUAGCUGAGCGGAAGUGCGGGGACGUCCGCGAGCAGUAUGGCAUCCAAAGGGUGGAGGCCAUGUUCCACACAUUGGACCGAAUCAACGCGGACCCACACCUCCUCCCCAACAUCAGCCUGGGCUGUGAGAUCCGCGACUCCUGCUGGCACUCCUCUGUGGCCCUAGAGCAGAGCAUCGAGUUCAUCCGUGACUCCCUCAUUUCUAUCCGGGAUGACAAGGACGGGUCCAAAUGGUGCAUUGACGGCACCCCGUCUCACCAGCCUCCACCCAGCAAGAAGCCCAUCGCUGGAGUGAUCGGACCCGGAUCCAGCUCUGUGGCUAUUCAGGUGCAGAAUCUCUUACAGCUGUUCAACAUACCGCAGAUCGCCUACUCUGCUACCAGCAUCGAUUUGAGCGACAAGACCCUGUUCAAGUACUUCCUGAGGGUCGUGCCCUCAGACACUCUGCAGGCCCGGGCCAUGCUGGACAUUGUCAAGCGAUACAACUGGACCUAUGUGUCUGCGGUGCACACUGAGGGAAACUAUGGGGAGAGUGGCAUGGAGGCCUUUAAGGAGCUGGCCUCUCUGGAAGGCUUGUGCAUCGCCCACUCGGACAAGAUUUACAGUAAUGCAGGGGAGAAGCACUUUGAUCGCCUUUUGAGGAAACUACGGGAACGUCUGCCCAAAGCUCGUGUGGUGGUGUGCUUCUGUGAGGGCAUGACUGUCCGAGGUCUCCUGAUGGCCAUGAGGAGGCUGGGGGUGUUCGGGGAGUUCCUCCUCAUCGGCAGUGAUGGAUGGGCAGACCGUUACGAGGUUGUGGAGGGUUAUGAGCAGGAAGCAGAGGGAGGAAUCACCAUGAAGCUGCAAUCAGAGGUGGUCAAGACCUUCGAUGAUUACUACCUGAAGCUGCGUCUGGACACUAACACCAGGAACCCCUGGUUCUCUGAGUUCUGGCAGUAUCGUUUCCAGUGCCGUCUCGCGGGCAACCCACAGGAGAACAAGAACUACAAGAAAGUGUGCUCCGGAAAUGAGAGUCUACAUGAGAACUAUGUGCAGGAUAGUAAGAUGGGAUUUGUCAUCAAUGCCAUCUAUGCCAUGGCUCAUGGCCUCCAUGAUAUGCACUUGGAGUUGUGCCCAGGGCAGCCGGGGCUGUGUGAGGCGAUGGACCCUAUUGAUGGCAGCAAGCUGCUGGACUACCUGCUGAAGACGUCCUUCAAAGGAGUCUCAGGGGAGGACAUUUAUUUCGAUCAAAAUGGAGACACCCCAGGAAGGUAUGACAUCAUGAAUCUACAGGGGUUGGGUGAUGAGCGCUAUGACUACCUAAACGUGGGCUCCUGGCACGAGGGCAUCCUAACCAUCGAUGACGACAAGCUGUGGAUGAACAGCAGCGACAUAGUGCGCUCAGUCUGCAGUGAGCCCUGCUCCAAGGGACAGAUCAAGGUGAUCAGGAAGGGAGAGGUGAGCUGCUGUUGGAUCUGCACCACAUGCAAGGACAAUGAGUACGUCCAGGAUGAGUUUACCUGCAAGGCGUGUGAGCUGGGGUGGUGGCCCGAUGAUGACCUGGAAGGCUGCCAGCCGCUGCCUCUGAAGUAUUUGGACUGGUCGGAUGUGGAAUCUAUAGUGGCCGUUGCUUUCUCCUGUGUGGGAAUCCUGAUCACUUCCUUUGUUACCUUUGUGUUCAUCCAGUAUCGUGACACGCCUGUGGUCAAGUCCUCAAGCAGAGAACUGUGUUAUAUCAUCUUGGCAGGCAUCUUCAUGGGCUACAUCUGUCCUUUCACCCUAAUCGCCCAUCCUACUGUGGUCUCCUGCUACCUGCAGCGGCUACUGGUGGGCCUCUCAUCUGCCAUGUGCUACUCUGCCUUGGUGACCAAAACUAACCGCAUCGCCCGCAUCCUGGCAGGCAGCAAGAAGAAGAUCUGCACCAAGAAGCCCCGUUUCAUGAGCGCCUGGGCCCAGGUGGUCAUCGCCUUUAUGCUGAUCAGCGUGCAGCUAACUCUGGAGAUCACCCUCAUCAUUCUGGAGCCUCCUCUGCCCAUCAAGUCCUACCCUAGCAUACGUGAGGUCUACCUCAUUUGUAAUACUAGCAACGUAGGCAUGGUGGCACCACUAGGCUACAACGGCCUGCUGAUCAUGAGCUGCACCUACUAUGCCUUCAAGACGCGGAACGUCCCGGCCAAUUUUAAUGAGGCGAAAUAUAUCGCCUUCACAAUGUACACUACCUGCAUCAUCUGGUUGGCUUUUGUGCCAAUCUAUUUUGGCUCAAACUACAAGAUCAUAACCACAUCCUUCUCCGUCAGCCUGAGUGUCACAGUGGCACUGGGGUGCAUGUUCACGCCUAAGAUGUACAUUAUCAUUGCUAAACCAGAGAGAAACGUCCGAAGCGCCUUCACAACAUCUGAUGUUGUGCGCAUGCACGUUGGCGAUGGGAAGUCAGCUCAAUGUGGGACCAACAGCUUCCUCAAUAUCUUCCGCCGGAAGAAGCCUGUGUCUGGCAAUGCCAAUUCUAAUGGCAAGUCUGUGUCAUGGUCUGAAUCAGGUGCAAGACACCCUCCGAGGGGGGGGAAUGUGUGGCACAGACUGUCUGUGCAUGUGAGGAAACAGGAAGCCGGCUUGAAUCAGACGGCAGUCAUCAGGCCCCUAACUAACACCCCCGACCCCCACAGUUGUGAGCCCUCCACCUGCAACCUUGGCACAGAACCCCAACCACAUCAAGAACCACGCGGCGCUAAGCCUCUGUACAACCUGGAGGAGGAGGACGACGAGGAUUCGCAGCGUCCCCUCUGGACUCCCACUUGCUCUGGACAGAUGCAAGGGCUGGAGUCUAAUUUAGAUAAGCCCGCUUCUUUUUUGCCCUCUCAUUUGAAGGGUUGCACUACAGAGCACUUGCAGGGGGCUGUGGUGGACACACACAGCUCCUAUGCCCCUGCACUGAACGACAACAUCGCCAAGAAGGCAAUCCCUGCCAACGAGCCUUUGAGCUUGACCCCCUUUCAGCCUCCUUUGGCCCCACGAAUAGGGGUGUUUGACGAGGAGGUGUCCGAUGACGAGUCACUGGACCUUUUACACAGCUACAUUUAUGAUGCCAAGGAGGAGGGGGAGGGGGAGGACGGGGAAGGCGAGGAUUUAACUCAGAACAAGCCAACUCUGGAGGAUUCCUUUGCUCUGUCGCCUCCCUCCCCCUUCAGAGACUCUGUGUGUUCUGGGGAAUAUGUCAGUGACUCCCCCAUCAUGGAGUCGAUGCUCGGGAGCCCUCCGAGCACAGUGUACACCUCAAACAUGCUCCAUGACUACGCACACAGCUCCUCAACACUGUGAGAGCAAAACACGCGCUGACACAGACAUUGCAUUUUGACAUACUGGUUCACGCACAAAAACAGAAACAUACUGUACAACCUGAUUUUAGUAUCUUUUCCAGUUUCUAACACUUUUCCUUGUCAUUUGCUUGCUUGUAUUUAUUACUCUGCUUUUAAAAGUAAGGGGUUAAUAAGGGAUAAGUAGACAACCACCAGGAACCAUCCAUGAGUACUUACAUUUCUGAAGGGCUGUUGGUGAACAAAGCCUUUCUGUAAAAUGUUAAACUGGGAAGAGUUCCAAAAGUAGUCAGCUCUCAUACCAAAUUGUGAUGAAUUAAGAGACACUUAGAGACAUAAUAAAGGAUGUAGUUGUGGUUCUCAUAAUGGCAGUGCAAUUAGAUGGUCCAUGAGGAACAAAUGGAAAGAGAAACAUUCUGUGUGUAUAUAUGUACACUGUUAGAUACAACCAGAGACCAAACUAGCUCUAAGCACUGCAGUAGCUCAAGUGCAUUUCAUGCUGGUUUUGAUUAGCUCUGCUCCUCUCUGCUGCACAGGUCUUCUUAUGUGUGUAGGAGUAGCAGCUGCAUUGAAAAACUUCUCGCCUUUUUUUCAUUAAUUAAUUUCACCUCAGCUUUCUCUCACCCAAACUCAUCGCAAUUUAAAUAUUACAGAGAUUAAUUAACAAGAAACGUGCAGUAAGUUGGUUGAAUAUUACUUUUAUGUGUUGCGAGUUAUAUUAUCACUGAACUGAGAUUCCGCUGAAGACUUGCGCUGUAUGAUAUGUGAUAUGGGUAUAAUGUUCCAAUCAGAGUUGUUAUCCACCUUCAUCCCUGCUUUCAGUUUUUACGAUGUAGCUGAUACAGGUUAGCUUGAUUGUAGAUGAUGGCGAUGUUGUGUAUUCAGUUUACAUUCAAUCAUAACCCUCAGAACCAGUUUUACGAGCAUGGGAUGUGAUAAAAGAACAACUUUUGCUUUCAAUGCCGUGUUGAUAUUUCUCAUGUUUUCUGAGUUGGCUGUGUCAUUGUAAUGAAAAACACAGUACUUGUACAAGUUCUCGAAGUUUGUAAUACUGUUAAACCAUCUCUUGUUUUUCACACAGGUGGUAUGUUUGUAAUACUGAUAAAUGUUUCUAUAUUUAGAAUGUCAAAGAAAAAAAAAGAGUUUAUACAUUUUGAAACUGUCCUCAGAUACUUGUCACAGAGCAGUGUGUUUGGUUUUUGGGUAACUUUUAAGCUAACUUGAGUCGACUGUAUCCUCUUGAUAAUAUUCAGUUGUUAAAGUAACCGAUGAUUAAUUGCUUCUUGUAAUGAGAUUAUACAUGCUUCAAUUUUGCUUAAAUCUUGCAUUAUAAACUUUAGUAGUUUACUUGAGGUUAAGUUUCUUAGUUCUUUAUCUAUAAGAAUACAAAUUAUUUCAAGUACAAGACUAUACAGUGCAUAGUGCAAUUGUAUUGUAUUUCCAAAUGUUUUUAGUCUAUUAAAGUGUAAGUUGUUAUAUGAUUUUAACCAAUGUAAAAUAUACGAGAGUGCCACCUGUUUAACACUGUCAAAUCUAGAGUGAAAUAGGCCUUUAUGUUUUGGGCAAGCUGAAC